Molecule: messenger RNA, 450 nt
Organism: Pediculus humanus corporis (human body louse)
Lineage: Eukaryota; Metazoa; Arthropoda; Insecta; Psocodea; Pediculidae
Product: nut2, putative
Exons: 4
Coding region: 1-450 (149 amino acids)
Biological process (GO): positive regulation of transcription by RNA polymerase II
Cellular component (GO): mediator complex; chromatin
Molecular function (GO): transcription coregulator activity
Source: RefSeq, a predicted model, not a curated record
AUGGCAACUGCUUUAGAAAACCUGGAAUCUCAAUUGGAGAUGUUUACUGAAAAUGUAAGACAAAUAAGAAUAAUUGUUAGUGAUUUUCAACCACAGGGUCAAAAUGUUUUAAACCAAAAAAUUCAAUCUUUGGUUCAUGGUUUGCAAGAGAUUGAUAAGCUUAAAUCACAGGUUCAAGAAGUACAUGUACCAUUAGAGGUUUUCGAAUAUAUUGAUCAAGGAAGAAAUCCACAAUUGUACACAAAAGAUUGUAUAGAAAAGGCUCUUACAAAAAAUGAACAAGUUAAAGGAAAAAUUGAUGCUUACAGAAAAUUUAAAGCGCAUUUAUUAGUCGAAUUAAAUGCUGCUUUUCCCAAUGAAAUUACCAAAUAUCGAGCUAUUAGAGGAGAUGAAAGAUCAAGAAAACUUGUAAAAAAAUAUUUUGAAUUUGUAAAACUGCAUUUACAAUGA